GAGGAAGCUGCUGUGGCUGACGUGGGAAUAAUGAUCAUUCAUAGCGCGGCGGCCUGUGUGCAUGUGUAACUUUUCGUCCUUGAACGCAACCGAGGCGUUCGAGUCGAGUCAAGUCAUGCUAACGUCGUGCAAACACUCAUUAGAAUCAGGCCUGAGGGCGGACGGCUCAUCUGAUACAUGCUAUUUUUAGGCCCCUUGUAAUAAAGAAGUCAUGAGGAGGACUUUUUUUCAUUGGCUUUGUUUUUUAAAAGGAGGGGACAUCGCAGACACUUUUCGAGUUCCAACUCCAGCACUGCCGGUAAAGAUAACACAAAGGGCCGUGAAUGAAACUCCGCCCUCCCUCAGUCCUGUCAGACUCCAUUCAAGAUCCCCGAAGCGGUCUUUUUUUUUUUUUUUUUUUCAGGUCGGGGUUGGAGGAUCACAGCAGGCGCUCCUACACGUGUACAAACACUCGAGGACAGCUCGGUCAGAAAGAAAGGCUCAUAUUCAUUCAUGAUUUUCUCUGUAACUUAUGUAAGCGUCGGGCCGAGAGUUCGGCUCCUCAACUAACUUUCAGGGGGAGGACAUGAGUUUACGGACGCGCUCGAACCGGGACUUUUAACAGAGAGAGAGGGAGAAAGCCGCCUGACAGAUCAGCAGACUUGACAAUAUAUGCUCAGAGCGAACUUCUGCUUUUUAUUUCUUUCGUCCCCGCCGGAAACAUGAAGUCGUAGGCUCCUUCAGCCCGCUCUCAGUUCAGUUCGCACGGCAGCCGAGUGAACUCUUAUGUGAGCACUCGGGAGGUUAACAUGGGCGAGAAACAAGCGCCAGAGGACACGAACGCGAACGUGGAUCAAACCAGGGUGCUGACGGCGGGUGACAGCGACAGCCAUGCGAAGCUGGAGGCGGGAGAUGCGGCGCAGCGAGCCGCCGACCACGGCCAGCUGGACGGUGAUGACGCGCUGCGACCGACCCGCCUGUACAAGCGGCGCUGGCUGAUCGUCCUCCUCUUCAGCUCCUACUCGCUCUGCAACUCGUACCAAUGGAUACAGUACGGCAUCAUCAGCAACAUCUUCAUGAAGUUCUACGGCGUGGACGCCUUCACCAUAGACUGGAUGUCCAUGAUCUACAUGCUGACGUACAUCCCCUUCAUCUUCCCGGUGGCCUGGCUGCUGGAGAAGAAGGGGCUCCGGGUCAUCGCGCUGGUGGCCACCGCGCUCAACUGCGCCGGGACGUGGAUCAAGGUGGCCAGCGCCAGACCCGACCUGUUCGGCGUCACCUUCCUGGGGCAGUUCUCCUGCUCGCUCGCGCAGGUGUUCAUCCUCGGGAUGCCGUCGAGGAUCGCGUCGGUGUGGUUCGGCUCGGAGGAGGUGUCCACCGCCUGCUCCAUCGGCGUCUUCGGGAAUCAGCUGGGGAUUGCCAUCGGGUUCCUCGUGCCUCCUAUCCUGGUGCCUAACGUGGAGGACAUGGACGAGCUGGCUCACCACAUCCAAGUCAUGUUCUACAUCACAGCGGGCGUGGCCACCUUACUCUUCAUCCUCGUCGUCUUUGUCUUCCAGGAGCGCCCCGAGCUCCCCCCGACUCAGGCCCAGGCCACGGCUCGCAGCAUCCCACCAGAGCAGUACUCCUACACAGCCUCCAUCCUCAGGCUGCUCCGCAACAGGGCCUUCAUCCUCCUCAUCAUCACUUACGGCUUGAACGUGGGCUGUUUCUAUGCCGUCGGCACCCUGCUGAACCGCAUGAUCAUCGAGCAUUAUCCUGGAGAAGAGGUGAACGCUGGGAGAAUUGGCCUCACCAUUGUCAUUGCGGGAAUGGUCGGCUCCCUCAUCUGCGGCAUUUGGUUGGACAAAACCAAAACCUACAAGCAGACGACGCUGGCGGUCUACUUCAUGUCUCUGGUGGGGAUGAUAGUCUACGCUGCUACACUCAGCCUGGGGUACCUCUGGGUGGUCUUCAUCACCGCUGGAGCUCUCGGAUUCUUCAUGACGGGCUACCUGCCGCUGGGCUUUGAGUUUGCGGUUGAGCUGACCUACCCUGAGUCAGAGGGAACCUCAUCAGGACUCCUCAACUGUUCAGCACAGGUGUUCGGCAUUAUAUUCACCAUCUGCCAGGGGAAGAUCAUCGACAGAUUCGGCACGCUGGCAGGAAACAUCUUCCUGUGUGUCUUUCUUCUAAUCGGCACAAUAAUGACAGGUUUGAUAAAGUCUGACCUGCGGAGACAAAAGGCAAACCAGUUGGUGGAAGAAGCAGCGGCGAGGCGGAAGUUGGGUGAGGACUACGGAGCCACGGCGCUAAUCUGCAAGGCGCAGACUCCCCCUUCUCAGGCCUGAUCAAAAAAAACACAAAAAACUUUCUGCUUCCACAAAAACAAAUCUGCUCAAAUCUAAGCACGACACACGGACGCACAAAGGGACCUUCCGACAGCCCCGGUGGAAGCCUGGCUGCACCUUCCUUCGUCGCUGAAGCCAGGCUUUAGACCUGCACACUAACAUUAAAGCCUUGAAAUCGACCAUCGUCUCCACCCUGUUGUAGUGUGUGUGUGUGUGUGUGUGUGUGUAACACACCGAGGUAGAGCGACACCAUCAGGAAGUCUUCCUAAGAAGCGUUAGAUGUACAGUGUUGUAUUAAGUAUUUAUAUUAAAAAAAGAAAAGCUGAGAUUCUGAAUAAAAUCGGAUGUUUUAAUGCACAAUGUUGAGCUUGGUGAUCCACCGCUGAGAAAUAUUUUUGUAUGUUUGUGUAAGUCAAGGGCUCUCACCGAAUCUGCAUGGCAAAUCUGAGAAGCCUUAGUUUUGUCCCUCGUCAGUAUAUUUUUGUACAGAUGAUUGUGUGCAGCACAUGUAGGUAUAUUUGUCAUAAUUAAUUGACACUAAUUUUGUUAUUGCAUACGGCAGGUAACCCAUGUAAAUAAACCUGUUUUUAUGAGUGAUUUUGGCAGGAGGUUGAAGUAAUUUAUACAGCAGCAUGUUGUAGGGUUUUUUUAAUCUAUGGCAGUCAGCAAUAAGGGAUCAGAUACUGAUGACGCACAUAUGGUGUAAUGUCGUAACAGAGUUUGUGUUAUUUAACAUGAAAUAAACCUGUUUUGUAAAGUUUC
Messenger RNA from Acanthopagrus latus (yellowfin seabream), 3071 nucleotides. RefSeq names its product FLVCR heme transporter 2b (gene flvcr2b). Gene Ontology annotation, biological process: transmembrane transport; heme export. NCBI's taxonomy places the organism in Eukaryota, Metazoa, Chordata, Actinopteri, Spariformes, Sparidae. Bases 789 to 2309 code for a protein of 506 amino acids. Gene Ontology annotation, cellular component: membrane. The transcript has 11 exons. The record is from RefSeq and is a predicted model, not a curated record. Gene Ontology annotation, molecular function: heme binding; heme transmembrane transporter activity.